AUGGAAACAAUCAUGUGUGUUAUUCAAUAUGGAGGAUAUUGGACAGAUGACAAUAACUACCAAGACUACACAAUGACUGGACUGCUAAUACCAACAAAAUGUUCUCUGAAAGAAUUAGUUGAAUUGGUAAAGAAUGAGAUCAACUGCAACACACCAAUUGAAAUGAACUACCAGCUAAGCCCCGGUUCAUUACCAAUGAAGAUCAUAAGUGACAACUCACUAUUGUUUUACAUUGAACUAAGAAAGAAGCAGCUUGGAGUGAGCGACUCUCCACUUUGCAUCACAAGAAUUGAACAGCAUGCAAUGCAACUAAAUCCACAACAAUUCACUGACACUGGAACAGUAACACAAAACACCGAUGUUCAACAACUGAUUUUACAAAUUACAAACCAGCCAUCAUUUCAAGGCAUAGAAUAUGAAGAUGAGGCAUCCGAAACAAAUAACCAGUUCCUAUCAAUGUCAAACAUAUUUCAGGUAGCUGACAAUGUUGCUGAUUUUAUAAUUGAGAAAACAGAAGAACACAAGAAGAAAAGGAAUGAAGAAGAGAAGGAGAUUAUAACAGAUCAUAGGGUUUUCAAAAUUGAAGAAGGACAAAUUUACAAAGAUAAAAAGAUGCUGAAAUGUGCACUAUGCUUUUAUGCUAUAUUGCACAACUUUCAAUUUAAAACAAAGAGAUCGGAACCAAGGGAGUACCUGGUUACAUGUAUUGAUGAUAACUGUAACUGGUUACUUAGAGCAUCAAAAUUCAAGAAUACAACAACAUUCAAAGUGAGGAAGUAUAUCCAGGAUCACAAAUGCUCAUUGGAUGUAAUCAUGGGAGACCACAGACAAGCAAAUAGCAAUAUCAUUGGAGAAAUAGUAAAAAAAAAAUUCCUAGAUAUCAAAAGAAUACAUAGACCAAAAGACAUUGUAAUGGACACACUAUAUGAUUAUGGGGUGUCAAUGGGAUAUCAAAAGGCAUGGAGAGCAAGAGAAAAAGCAUUAGAAUUGGCAAGAGGGAGACAAGAUGACUCUUAUCAACAGCUACCAAUGUACUUACACAUGCUGAAAGUAUCAAAUCCAGGAACAAUCACACACUUGGAAACAGAUACAAAAAAUCGUUUCAAAUACUUGUUUCUAGCAUUCGCAAAUUCAAUAAGAGGCUGGAAACAUUGUAGACCAGUCAUUGUCACAGAUGGAACCUUCUUAAAAACAUCAUUUGGCGGGACUUUAUUUUCAGCUUCUACAAUGGAUGCAAACAACAACAUUUUCAUAUUGGCAUUCGGAAUAGGGGACUCAGAAAAUGAUGACUCUUGGGAUUGGUUUUUCAACAAGAUAAGAGAAACAUUUGGUGAUAGAGAAGUUUAA
Molecule: messenger RNA, 1347 nt
Organism: Cannabis sativa
Lineage: Eukaryota; Viridiplantae; Streptophyta; Magnoliopsida; Rosales; Cannabaceae
Exons: 2
Coding region: 1-1347 (448 amino acids)
Source: RefSeq, a predicted model, not a curated record